Pyrus x bretschneideri (Chinese white pear) is the source of this 6158-nucleotide messenger RNA. RefSeq names its product receptor-like protein EIX2. The record is from RefSeq and is a predicted model, not a curated record. The transcript has 3 exons. NCBI's taxonomy places the organism in Eukaryota, Viridiplantae, Streptophyta, Magnoliopsida, Rosales, Rosaceae. Bases 584 to 3838 code for a protein of 1084 amino acids. Gene Ontology annotation, molecular function: protein binding.
CCUCCAAAACGACUUUAGACAGUUUGCAACUUGUUUGGAAAAUAAAUGUGAAUUUGUCUCUCAAGAGUUGAGGCGUUUUCCCUGUAUUUUAGCCUGGUCCAAAUAAUGUGAAUUACGCAUUCUGAUGGUUUGCAACUUGUUUGGAAAAUAAAUGUAAAUUUGUUCUCUCAAGAGUUGAGACGGUUUCUGCAUUUUUUAGCUUGGUCCAAAUAAUUUAAAUUACGCGCAUAUAUGUUGUUUUCUAAUUCCACAAAAAACCAAAAGACUUCUAAAACGUAAACAGAACGAAACAAUCAACGCGUAAUUGUGUUGAUUGUUGCAGGCUUUGUCAUUAUUUUGGAGAGACGAGUCAUCCUCUAAUUACUACACCUACCUACAGAAAAGUAGCUGGUCCACUCACACGUGUUCCAUACUUUACCAUUUGAGUCAAGACAACUCAGUGUGUGGAUUGUAUUGUGAACUAUUACGUACUCACCCAGCCUUAUAAAACACUCGUAGCUUUCCUUGUGCUCCUAAAUCAAUUCUGAUUGUACACUUCUUCUUCAUUCUUCAAUCGUCUUUGCCUUGAUUUUGUUAAAUUAAGAUGGAGAAUGACGGAAUCAUGUGCUUGAAGAAACUCUUUCAUAAUUCCAUUGUGGUGCUACUUUUUCUACAAUGUUUCAACCCUUCCCUAUCCUCUGGAUUCUAUAAUGUUUCUGCCGAUUUCAGAGCAAUUAGCCAUCGGGUGGUGACGAGGUGCAUAGAGAGUGAAAGGGAAGCACUCCUUGCUUUCAAACAAGGCCUGGUGGAUGACUACGAUCUCCUCUCCUCGUGGGGAAGAGAAGAACACAAGCAAGAUUGUUGCAAAUGGCUUGGCGUCCACUGCAGCAAUCGAACCAACCAUGUUACUCAACUUCAUCUUGGAAGGUCUUAUUUGGAUCAAGCUCACGCACUUCAACAGAAAGGACGCCCACAGUUUAUCUAUUAUUAUUUGCAAGGUAAGAUGAUGAGUCCUAAACUGACUAAGUUGAAGCAUUUGAAAUAUUUGGACCUUUCACGGAUUAACUUCAAUGGAAGCCAAGUUCCAGAUUUCAUUGGGUCUCUUUCCAACUUAAGGCACCUCGAUCUCACUUAUGCUUCUUUUGGUGGUCGAAUUCCAACUCAGAUCGGAAACCUUACCCACUUGCAAUAUCUUGAUCUCAGAUACAAUAACUUUGCUAAUGUAGAAGAUCUGAAUUCAUGGAUGCCUCAUCUUUCUGCUUUAACAUAUUUGGACCUGAGUGGAAACAAUCUCAGUAAUGUUCCUGACUGGAUGGAAGCAGUUAAUAAGCUCCCCAAACUUACAAACUUGUCUUUGUCUGAUUGCAGUCUUCCUUCUCCUCUAAUUCAUUCCAGUACUCUUUUUAACAAAAAUUCUUCUAGAUCUCUUGCUCAUGUUGACCUCAAUUACAACCAACUCACUUCUUCCAUACUUCUUUGGUUGUCCAAAUACAAUGCUAGCCUUGGUUAUCUUGAUCUCAUAUCCAAUAACUUUGCUAAUGUAGAAAAUAUGAAUUCAUGGCUGCCUCAUCUUUCUGCUUUAACAUAUUUGCACCUGACUGACACCAAUCUCAGUAAUGUUCCAGACUGGAUGGAAGCAGUUAAUAAGCUCCCUAAACUUACAGACUUGUCUCUGUCUUAUUGUAGUCUUCCAUCUCCUCUAAUUCAUUCCAGUACUCUUUUUAACAUAAAUUCUUCUAAAUCUCUUGCUCAUGUUGAUCUUAAGGACAACCAACUCCCAUUUUCUUCAUCUUCUUCCAUAUUUGUGUGGUUAUCCAAAUACAAUGCCAGCCUUGUUUCUCUUGACCUCUCUUACAACCAAAUUAAAGGAGGGAUUCCGCAAUCUUUUUCCGGGUUAUGUAAUCUGCAAGAAUUCUACCUUUACAACAGCACUCUGAGUGGACAACUUUCCUGGUUGGUUCAAAUAUUAAUGUCUGCAUGCCCUGAUCAGAACUCAUUAAAGACUCUGGGCCUCUCAUCCAAUCAUCUUUCUGGAUCAAUUCCUAAUCUCACAAACUUUUCAUCAUUGCAAGAAUUAUUUCUCCAUGACAAUCAAUUGAGUGGAACAGUACCUGAAAGCAUUGGGCAUAUGUCUAGACUCGAGAGUAUCUACCUUGGUAUGAAUGCUUUGGAAGGUGUGGUUUCGGAAAGCCACUUCUCCAAUCUCUCAAAACUAAGGCAUUUGGAUCUAUCCUCUACCUCACUAUCUUUAAGCUUCAGUUCUAAUUGGACUCCUCCUUUCCAAUUGUAUUCUAUAUAUUUGAGCUCUUGCAUGGUGGGUCCGCACUUUCCAAAAUGGCUUCAAACUCAGAAAAGUUAUGCGGGACUUGAUAUUUCUAAUGCAAGAAUUUCUGAUAUGCUUCCAAGUUGGUUUUGGAGCCCUCUGUCUCAUCCGGAUUCUGGAUAUAUUUCUAUAGAUCUUUCCAACAACCGAAUUAGAGGAACAAUUCCAAAUUCAAGAUUUGAGUUUCCCUCAUCUUCCUUUAGUCAAGUGAAUUUGAGUUGGAAUCGAUUGGAAGGUCCAGUCCCUUCAUUCCUUUCCACAGCUGUAUCUCUAGAUCUCUCCAACAAUAAGCUUUCAGGGUUAAUUUCUUUCAUGUGUCCAAAGACUCCGAACAAGGUUAGUGGUUUAGCCUUUCUUGAUCUCUCAAGCAACAAUUUGCAGGAACAACUUCCUAAUUGUUGGACACGUUUUGAAAAUCUUGUCUUUCUUGAUUUGAGUGAUAAUGCUCUUUUUGGGAAAAUUCCUACCACAAUGGGUUCUUUACCUUCUAUUCAAACGCUGAAGUUAGACAAGAAUGGGUUUGUGGGGGAAUUGCCUUCAUCUCUGAAGAACUUUGCCACACUCAGUGUUUUUGAUGUUGGAGAAAAUAACUUAUCAGGUUUGAUACCUGAAUGGUUAGGGGUUGGACUUCCAAAUUUGGCUAUCCUUAUCCUCCGUUCUAAUCAUUUCUAUGGAAGCAUUCCACUACAAUUGUGUAAUAUGAGAGACAUUCAAAUUCUAGAUUUUUCAAUGAAUAACAUCUCUGGAAAUAUACCCAAAUGCAUCAACAAUUUGACAAAUUUGGCUCAAAAAGGAAGUUCAAGUAUAACUAUCAUUCAUUUCUUUGAGUUCUUCGUUGCCGGAUACGGUUAUUUGGAGGAAGCAUCCUUGAUAUGGAAAGGCAAAAUGUCCAAAUACAAAAGUACUUUGGGGCUUGUAAAGAGUAUUCAUCUGUCGAGUAACCAAUUAAUGGGGGAGAUUCCUACGGAAAUCACUGAUCUUGUGGGGUUGGUUUCCUUAAACCUGUCAAGAAACAAUUUAACAGGUCCAAUAACUCCAAUGAUCGGGAAGUUGGAGUCCUUACAGUCCCUUGAUCUGUCAAGAAACCACAUAUAUGGCAGAAUACCAACAAGUCUUUUUCAAAUAUAUGGUCUUGGUGAUUUGGACUUGUCAAACAACAACCUGUCUGGAAAAAUUCCAAUGGGGACUCAGCUCCAAACCUAUGAUUCAUCUGAUUUUGCUGGAAAUCCUCUGCUUUGUGGAAUUCCACUUCAACAGUUGUGCUCUCCUGAGGAAACAAGUCCAGAGGAGCAACCAAUGUUUGGGGAUCAAGUUAAAGAGAAUGAUGGGCUUAUAACAACUGGAUUUUACUUGAGUUUGGCGCUUGGUUUUGUUGUUGGAUUUUGGGGAGUUUGUGGGAGUUUGAUAUUCAUCAAGUCAUGGCGAUACACAUACUACAGGUUCUUGAAUUGUGUGUACGAUUGGCUUUAUGUGAGGGUGGCGUUGAUCAAGCGACGAAGAUUGAUGGGCAAACUCUCGUGCAUCUACCGUUGGUAAGCAAUGCUCCCCUUAAACUGGAGAAGAAGGAGAUUGAGGAGUGCAAUUUGAAGUUAUAAUUUAGUGAAAGUGUUGUGUUUAAUUUAGUGGCCUUUUUGUUUUUGCAAUGACGUUACUUAGAUUAUCUUUGAGGGGUUAAUUAGGUUCUUUUCAUCCUCUUUUACUAAGUGUACCAGUUGAUCAUUUUCAAUAAAUUUCCUUGAGAAACUUGUAAGAACUUAUUAAUCAAGUUACAGAGAGAACAAGCAGACAGAUAAUUCAAUCACUGUAUCUCAAAUCAUCAAUGUUAAUUCUUUACGGUUCAAGCAUGCAAAUAUUCAAAUUGAACAAAAGGGUUUAGUAAAAAAUCAUUUAUUAAUGUCCAUGCUUGUAUAACUUCAAGUGCAGUUGCGAAGCCUCUGAAUACAGCAACUAGUGACCUUGCGAACAUAUAAGUUACUAAUUUCAAUACAAAAUUUGUUGUAUAAACAUGAAAAGAAAAGCAAUGAAAUUUCAACGUAAUUAACAAAACACCAAAAAUUGACCAAAAAACACAAGCAUGAGCUCUAAAAAGGCUUUAGAAAACAUGUUUUUGAGGUUAUUUACAGUGACCGUAUUCUUUAUACCGACACCAAACUUUAAGUUCAUGUGGAAAUCUAUUUAUAUGUCGAGUAACACACUAAUCUGUAAAUAUUUUUUUACAGAUAGUGUGCAAAUUUCUUUCUUUCAAUCUGUUGUAUGCUCAUGACGUGAUAAACAUAUUAAAAGUUUACGAUUUAAUAUGAUUACUCACUCCCAAAUGUGAUUGUUAUUCUAUGAAUUCGCUAAAAUUUAAGGUUGUGUGUACUAUUGUUUUUAAUACCUUUUGAUUAGUAAUACAAAAUUGAAUAUGAGAUCUUCCUUUUGGUAAUAUCUUAAACUGCUUACGAUAUACGUCAUAAGCAACCAUGCUUACAAACUUAAGCACCCUUAGAAACAACAUGCAUUAAUCCACAACGAUUUUUAAUUUUACUCAAGACCCCAAAUACGAUUUUGUAUCACAUAAUUUGAAAUGUGCAAUUUAAUUACGAUGUAUUUGGAUUGCACAUUUCAAAUAUUCUGACACACAAGUGUGAAUGUUUUAAAUUGAUGACUUUUACUCAUCUAACAAGAUAUAAACUUGUUUCGUUCCAAGUGAGUAAUUAAGUAAAAAUAGUACUCAUGUAACCAGCAGGCAACAAGGAUGUGAGACAUCCUAUAUGCAUGCAAUGGCUAAACUUACUUACAAAACUCAACCGAAACGUCGUCGUCGUCUGUUAGCUGUGUUAGGACCAAAAGCGUGGUCGUUUUGAUCAGAACAUUUCCGGGGCAAAAAGCAGAGGACAACGAUUGAAAUUCUAAAGAGUGAGAGUAAAAGACUGGGCCGAUGUACAAGGAGAAGCCGCUAUGGGGCGAGGUAAUAACACCGAAGGCCUCGUCGGAAUCUGAACCAAACCACCGUCCACCGCCGUAGGCGAUCCGGCCAACUUGUUGACUAGCAAAGAGUCUAUAGCGAGGUCACGCUCGCGCUCCGGAGCGGCCUCCGCGACGUUCCUCCGAGUUCUCGUUCCUCAGCAUCCGCGGCCUUCUCAACUUCCUCAGAUCGGCCGCCGAGUCCGAUUCCACCAUCAACCUCUUCUCUCAGACGCAAUCGCUCCUCGAGCUUCAAGCGGUGCCCAUUCUGUUUCGGCACUCGCUAAAAGAUUCGGACGAUGAGAUCGUGUGUAAUUUGGAUCACAUAUUCGGCGUGGAGCCUCUGAAGAUCAGGAGCCCGCCAACCGAUUCCAGGGUCUCGCAUGCGCUUAGGCUUUUUAAGAGUAUAUUAGUACUUUUAUAUUAAUUUUUGGUUAAUAAUUAUCAUAAACUUAAAAAUGUGGCCAUAAUUCUAUCUGGUAUCAAAUUUUGGUUAUUUUUUCAAAUUUCCUGGUUUGCCUAGGUUGGAUCCUUUCUUUGCUAAUAAACUUAAAAAUGUUGCUUUUGCUGAAAUGUGGAGAGUUCUUGCUGCUGCUCAUUGGUCAUGUAAAUGGGAGGGAUACACCCCCAUUGGCAACUGUACAUGAGGACAUAAGACGUCUUUUGGGUGAGAAAUCUGCUUCCUUGUUAUGGGCAGCCAGUCAGUUUGGUUCGACUCUUGAUCCGGAGCAAAGACUAACUGCACUUCACAUCCAAGCUCUCCUCGUGAUAGAGUCCUUAGAUCUGUACUGAACCUGAACAUAGAAAGCACCCUAGGCAUUUUGUGUUGUUUUUCUUUGUAUUUCAAUGAAAUACACUAUCAGUAAUUUGUAAGAAAAUGGUCGUCUUCAAUGAAAUGUUUGCCUUGACA